AUGGCCGAGUCAGAGGAAGUCGUGGAGCCACUGCACCUUGAGCUAGAGGACCGUGAGGUGUAUCUCGCCAAGAUCCCAACUGCACUUGGCGCAUCGUGGAAAAAUGUACAAGAGAGUGAGUUGAUGCUGGGAUCGAUUAAAUUGGAAAAGAAGAGCGUUCUCGGUCGUCGCAAGGGAAUGCUAACGGUCAAUCCAAGCACAUUGGAGAACGACAUUCCGACCGAGUAUCGUGUUGAGAUCAGUGAAACGCCAUUGAAGCUCAAGGUGUUUUCACUAGAUGGUUCCGGUCGAAUGGCUGUGGAAGGUACUGUGAAGAAUAGCUGCACUAUCAUGGCCCAGCGUAAUGAUCAGUACAACAAAAUGUGCAAGCAACGGCUGAUCAAGUCCAUGGUUAAGACGAGAAUCGUUCAGCCACUGGAAGACUUGCCUCGCGUGAAAAAGGCGAGGAUCCAGUUCACUAUUGACAAGCCUGACCCGGACGCCGAGGACGAAGACGAUGAUUCGAAGCUACAGGACAGAUUGGACAAGAAAAUUAAGAUGAGCAAGGAUGAGCUGAAGAAUCUCGUGUUCCAUCACUUCGAGGAGCGCGAGUACUGGCCGCUCAAGGAGCUUAAUUAUCAUUGUCGCCAGUCUGAGUCGUUCUUGAAGGAGGUGCUCAAGGAGAUUUGCGUGUAUCACCGCAAGGGCCCCAACAAGAGCUGCUACGAGCUCAAGCCUCAGUACAAGGAUGGAGUCUCAUCGCACGCGUAA
This is a messenger RNA of Peronospora farinosa, 750 nucleotides long. The record is from the annotation of a GenBank genome assembly. Lineage: Eukaryota; Oomycota; Peronosporomycetes; Peronosporales; Peronosporaceae.